Candoia aspera is the source of this 2080-nucleotide messenger RNA. It is a transcript of the gene DUS3L, whose product is annotated as dihydrouridine synthase 3 like. Bases 44 to 2002 code for a protein of 652 amino acids. NCBI's taxonomy places the organism in Eukaryota, Metazoa, Chordata, Lepidosauria, Squamata, Candoiidae. The record is from RefSeq and is a predicted model, not a curated record. Gene Ontology annotation, molecular function: tRNA dihydrouridine synthase activity; RNA binding; metal ion binding. Gene Ontology annotation, biological process: tRNA processing. The transcript is spliced from 13 exons.
CUUCCGGGCAGGCCGCUCUAGGAGGUUGGAGGGGAGGCCAACCAUGGAGGCGGCCGGAGUGGCCCCCAUCCGAGCCCAAUACCGCUCUACGAAAGAGGAAUUUCACACCUAUCUUGACAAGGAAGAAAAGCCGAGAAGUGACCCAGAUGGGGCCGAGAACCAUCUCAGCGCAGAGCUGGAUGAGCCCCCUGCCAAGCUACAGAAGUUGGAAAUUGAGGGGUGUGAAGAAGAGAAGCCCCCAGAAGCUGCCCGUGGAAGCACAAAAGAGCCUCAAGGACGGAAGAGGCUUCGAGGGCAGAACAAGAACCGUCCCUGCAUGAAGCCAACUCACUACGAUAAGGACCGCUUGUGUCCCUCGGUGGUUCAGGAACGUACGGAAAAAUGCUUCUAUGGCUCCAAGUGCCGUUUCCUGCACGACCUGAAGGAAUACAUGGCCACGAAGCCCCCCGACCUUGGGGAGCACUGCCUGCUCUUCGAGACAUUUGGCAGGUGCACUUACGGGGCUACCUGCAGAUUCGCUGGAGCUCACUUGGGAGAGGACUACAAGAAUGUGGUGAAUGCCGGCCUGCUGAAGCAGUGGGAAGGGAAGCUGGUGGUGAGGAACAGCCUCAGCAAAGACAUCCAGCAGCAGCUGCGCAAGAAGAAAAUGUCCUUCGCCAAAUCCAGCGAGUACCUCCGUUCCCUGGGCAAGCCCCCCCAUGCAAGAGGGCCUGGGAGCCAAGCUGCCGUGGCAGCUGCGGGGGUCUCGGGCUGUUCUGCCUCUGAAGAAACAGAGGAUCCCGGAACUGCCAGGCUGGAGGCACCGCACAAUUCCAGUGCAUCCGAAAGAGACGAUUCUGCUUUGGAAACCUUGGAGAGGCCAAGUCCCCCAGCAGGAGCCACUCUGAAGACAGCAGGUGCCGUGACGGAUGAAGACACCGUGAGACUGAGGCCGUCUGAGAAACCAAAGCUAGAUCUCUGCGGCAAGCUCUAUCUGGCCCCUCUGACAACGUGUGGCAACCUUCCAUUCCGGAGAAUAUGCAAAGGCUACGGGGCAGACGUCACCUGUGGAGAGAUGGCAGUGUGCACCAACCUCCUUCAGGGACAGUCCUCGGAAUGGGCCUUGCUGAAGCGGCACAACACUGAGGAUCUCUUUGGUGUCCAGCUGGAAGGAGCAUUUCCAGACACCAUGACCAAAUGUGCUGAGCUUCUGAACCGAACCAUUGAGGUGGAUUUUGUCGAUAUCAACGUAGGCUGCCCAAUUGACCUCGUCUAUAACAAGGGUGGUGGAUGUGCUCUGAUGACCCGCACCAAUAAGUUUGAGCAGAUAGUCCGAGGCAUGAAUUCCGUCUUGGACGUUCCCCUGACGGUGAAGAUCAGGACGGGCGUGCAAGAGAAAACAAACCUGGCUCACAAAAUAAUCCCCAGCCUCCGGGAGUGGGGAGCCUCUUUGGUCACGCUUCAUGGCCGGUCGAGAGAGCAGAGGUACACAAAGGUGGCAGACUGGGAGUACGUAGCAGAGUGUGCCAAAGUUGCCAGCCCGAUGCCUCUUUUCGGAAACGGUGAUAUUUUUUCUUUCGAAGAUGCUAACCGGGCCAUGCAGAGUGGCGUUUCAGGGAUCAUGAUUGCCCGGGGAGCGCUCAUCAAACCUUGGAUCUUCACCGAAAUCAAAGAACAGCGGCACUGGGACAUCUCUUCCACCGAGAGGCUCAACAUCCUCAAGGACUACACAAACUACGGUCUGGAACACUGGGGCUCGGACACGCAGGGGGUGGAGAAAACCAGGAAGUUCUUGCUGGAGUGGCUGUCCUUUCUGUGCAGGUACAUUCCCGUUGGCUUACUGGAGCGUCUGCCGCAGCGAAUCAACGAAAGGCCCCCGUACUACGUGGGCCGAGACUACUUGGAGACCUUAAUGGCGAGCCAAAAUGUGGACGACUGGAUUAAGAUCAGCGAGAUGCUGCUGGGCCGCGUCCCUGCCGAGUUCUCCUUCCUGCCAAAACACAAGGCGAAUUCUUACAAGUAGGGUCCCGGAGGCCAGAGGAAGCGCCGGCAUACGUCUCCUGCUGCCUUUCUGUUGAAUCAUUAAAAAAAAAUCCCGUUU